AUGGCAAGACAAGAUCCCAAUCCUUUUGCUGAUGAAGAAACCAAUCCUUUUGCGGAUAAUACAAAUGUUCCUCCUGCAAGCAACUCCUCCUAUCUCAAGCCUCUUCCACCUGAACCUCAUGAUCGUGGUGCAACCGUAGAUAUCCCUUUGGAUUCUGACAAGGUAAACCAUAUCUUCAUUACCUUCUACCAUGUUUCCUUUCAGAAUCUCAUUUUUAGCUGUUUCUGUUUGAAGGAUCUUCGAGCUAAAGAGAUGGAACUUCAGGCUAAGGAGAAGGAAUUGAACCGGAAAGAGCAGGAGCUGAAAAGAAGAGAAGAUGCAAUAGCAAAAACUGGAGUUGUCAUCGAGGAGAAGAACUGGCCAGACUUUUUCCCUCUAAUUCAUCAUGACAUUCCUAAUGAGAUUCCCAUUCAUUUACAGAAGAUCCAAUACGUCGCAUUCACCACGUUUUUAGGAUUAAUAGGAUGUCUCUUGUGGAAUAUUGUGGCAGUAACUGUAGCUUGGAUCAAAGGAGGAGGUCCAACUAUAUGGCUUAUGUCAAUCAUUUACUUCAUUUCUGGGGUCCCUGGGGCUUACGUCCUAUGGUAUCGUCCUCUUUACCGAGCUUCCAGAACUGAUAGUGCCCUGAAGUUUGGAACUUUCUUCGUGUUUUACGUGUUUCACAUUGCAUUCUGCGGCUUUGCUGCAGUUGCUCCACCAGUUAUCUUUCAAGGAAAGUCUCUCACAGGUUUCUUGCCAGCACUUGAGCUUCUAACUACUAAUUCUGCGGUCGGAAUAUUGUACUUCAUUGGAGCGGGGUUCUUCUGCAUAGAAACACUUCUCAACAUAUGGGUGAUUCAGCAAGUAUAUGCAUACUUCCGAGGGAGUGGGAAAGCUGCACAGAUGAAGCGUGAAGCUGCAACAUCGACCUUGAUGCGUGCACUAUGA
Messenger RNA from Eruca vesicaria subsp. sativa (arugula), 927 nucleotides. The record is from the annotation of a GenBank genome assembly. NCBI's taxonomy places the organism in Eukaryota, Viridiplantae, Streptophyta, Magnoliopsida, Brassicales, Brassicaceae.